Messenger RNA from Prorocentrum cordatum, 775 nucleotides. Lineage: Eukaryota; Dinophyceae; Prorocentrales; Prorocentraceae. The record is from the annotation of a GenBank genome assembly.
GGCGGGCGGACGCACGUUGCCAGGAUUCUGAACGCGCCGGACGGCGGGAAGUCGCUGAUCGGCACCGAGGUGAGCGUGUGCGGGUGGGUCAAGACCAUGCGGGACCAGGCCACCGCCAUCUUCCUAGAGGUCAACGACGGCUCCUGCCCUGGCAACAUCCAGGUGGUCAUCGACAAGGCGGCCAAGGGGACCGAGAACAUGACGGCCGAGGGCAAGUGCGGCACGGGAGCAUCCGUGAGGUGUACGGGCAAGCUCGUGGAGCCCCCCAAGGGCGCCAAGCAGACGGUGGAGCUGGUGCUGACGGCCACCAGUGGUGAAUUCAAGCUGUUUGGUGGCGUGGACGCCAAGUCCUACCCCCUGGCCAAGGGCAGACACGGCAUGGAGUUCCUCAGGACCAUAGCGCACCUGCGGCCGCGCUCCAACCUCAUCAGCGCCGUGGCCCGCGUGCGCUCGGCGCUGGCUUUCGCCACGCACGAGUUCUUCAGGUCGCGGGGCUUUCUGUACGUGCACACGCCGCUGAUCACGGCGGCGGAUUGCGAGGGCGCGGGCGAGAUGUUCCAAGUGACUACCAUGAUGGGGGACGAGAAGAAAGGCAUUCCCAAGACAAAGGACGGCAAGAUCGACUACUCGCAGGACUUCUUCGGGAAGCCGUCCUACCUCACCGUCAGCGGCCAGCUCUCCGUGGAGAACUACGCGUGCGCCCUGUCCAGCGUGUACACCUUCGGCCCGACCUUCCGCGCCGAGAACUCGCACACCUCCAGGCACCUGGCGGAGU